Messenger RNA from Paramuricea clavata, 2479 nucleotides. The record is from the annotation of a GenBank genome assembly. NCBI's taxonomy places the organism in Eukaryota, Metazoa, Cnidaria, Anthozoa, Malacalcyonacea, Plexauridae.
GCUCUACAGGUAUAUCAUGGAAGGGCAAGUUCAGGCCUAGGCCUAGCACCCGUCUCAUUGGGGAAUGGAAGUUGGUAAAUUGCGCUGUUGAUACAUCAGAUAACGCGACUCUAUCAUUUGCCGGAGGGGGAAGCAUCGUACCGGACAAGAAAAAGAUAAAAAUGGAAGCCACGAAUGUAUUCAAUAUAACAAACCUAACUUUGGAUGAUCAAGGAAAGUACACCUGCAAAGUUUGCAACAAAGAAAGGACCACACGCUUAUACAUUCAUGGAGGUAAAACAUUAACUACAAUAUUGCAUGGUUACCUAUUGUGAAACUAUAGAGUAGAUGUGAUUAGCAUGAUACUGUAAUAUACGCCCUUCUGGAACUCCAAAUUCACUCAACUGCUCGUGGCAAAAUGAACAUUAUUUAUCAUAACCCCACAUGGCUAUUAGAGUCGUAAUAUAUUAGAAUCGAAGUAUCGAACAUUAUACAAUACAAAUCUCAUCCACCAUGCAACUACACCCAGAUAAAGGAAUUCAAAGCAAUGCGGAGUGCAAACUUAAAUAUCGUGACAAUCGUCUAUUAUAUUGGUAUGGGGUGCACGUAGAGCUGAACGCUGGACCCUGAACUAGACCAAACCUAUUUUUAUAGUGAAUAACAUGUAUAUAUGUAUGUUAAUUUGCCAAGAAAUACUUUAAUUCUUCUAUAUAUAAUAACUUUAAGUCUUCUGUGGCAAAGAUAAAUUGGAAAAUAACUAGGGGUCGGUAUAGUUGUUUAAUUAAUGAUGAAAUUGUGAUUCUUGAAUCUCGUUUAGGAAUUAAUGCUUAUUUAAAAGCUUUCGUAAUAAAGGAACCAGAUGAAACACUGUACGAUAUUAAUAGCAAAGUGAAAUUAAUAUGCACAUUUGGCAAGAACAAACAAAAAAGAAGCAAGGACUACUUUGAACUAGCAUGGUACAAACUUGCUUCAGAUGGACAAAGAGAACCGAAACCACUUAAGGUCCAAAAACUUGAGGAGGGGCUACAUCUUUUGCUUGGUCCACUGACCCAGGAAUCAGAGGGAACUUACGAGUGUGCAGUAACACGACCUAAAGUCAACCAUUACGAUUUUAAAUUGGUUAGGAUAAAGCUUAAAGGUAGGCCUAAUGUGUAAAAUAAUAUUAUUUAUAAUAAAUCUUUAUACAAACAUCGCUGGAACCAAUUAAUAACAAUUUGCAUGCACGCAUGCUUGAACUGAGCCGGUUGAGAUUUAAGUCCGACGAACGUCCAGUUAAUAAAAUGUCUUAUAUUAUAACUGACAUGUCUCAUGUUAUUGAAAUGACUAAUUUUCCUUAUUUAUCGAUAAAAUUAUGAUUAGAUAUUUCUAGUUAGUCAAUAUGGUGCACCCACGAAAAACGAACAUCGAGACUUGGGCUAGAUUUAACUCAUCAAUACCUGCUGCAGCUUCUUGCGGCAAUGCUAUAUUCUCGUGGUGGAGACAUUUUCACUCGGUCACUCGUACACGACCAAAUUAAAGGGAGGCAUUUCAUUGGCUCUUCGUAUAAUUGCUAUUUAUACCAAAGGUUGAGCAGUUUUCGCUGGAAAAAUUACUCUUACUAUCGUCAUGUUAUGUCAACACAAAUACUUCGAUUUCAUAGUCUGUAAAGUUCGCACGGACCCAUGAGGCCCUGAGAAGCAGGGGGAAACAAAACGAUGCUAUUGAAUAAUUGCUUCUAUAAUUAUACCAAAAAUUCAUUGUGUACAAGUGUGCAUAAGCAUAUGGAAAAGAAUGCAUGAACAAAGAAUUUAGCCGAGCUUCCAGACCACAUCGUGAUUGACUUCACUCUCUCUAUAUAUGAAUGUUUCAGUUAGUCUGUUACUAAAAAUCUACCCGAUAAUUUUUUUAUGUAGAUCGUUUCACACCCAAAAUUCAUGUCCUAAAUUACAAUCCUGUGUUUGUUGGAAAAGAAACAGAAAAUUUUUCAUUAUCGUACAACGUAUCAUCUCACACAGCGUGUAACAUUACAUGGUGGAAAUCUAAAGAUGGAUUAAAGUAUCAGUUGAUAACUCGGUGUUUGGUGACUGCCCAAAGGUGCGAAAAACCAGACAAAGGGAACGAGAAUAUUACGAAAACAAGUUUUGAAAUUAAAGACCUCAAAUUUCCUCAAGAUAACCUGUUCUACAAAUUGGUUGCAGCAAACGACAAAGGGAACAAUUCGAAAACUUUCCAAAUACAAGUCCUAGGUAAGGCGAAUGAAUGUCCAAAUAGCAAAUUUUAACGACCCGUUUUAAAAACGAAAACAACUGAAAUGUUUGUAAUUAUAGAAAAAAGGUACGUGUCAUAUGCUCUCUUCAUCUUGACUCAGCGGUAAUAUUAAUAAGUGAGUACCGGCAAUCCCAUGUUCUAUUAGGGACCGGUCAUUAUUUAUGGCGGGGGUGGCACCGAAGAGAAAUGUUUUUCGUGUCAAGUAUUUUGGUGACCCAACUACUAAAUUAAAAAGUAAAAAAAUUGAUUACCC